Molecule: messenger RNA, 189 nt
Organism: Penicillium diatomitis
Lineage: Eukaryota; Fungi; Ascomycota; Eurotiomycetes; Eurotiales; Aspergillaceae
Product: Phomenoic acid biosynthesis cluster MFS-type transporter
Exons: 2
Coding region: 1-189 (62 amino acids)
Molecular function (GO): transmembrane transporter activity
Source: RefSeq, a predicted model, not a curated record
AUGUCUGUCUCAAAUGGAAUCAAAGGCGACAGGAGCCAUGGAUGUCUGAUUAUCAUACACCAGUGCGUCGUCCUCUUCAUGGCAGGCUCCGCUUUAUGUGGCGCUGCUCCAGACAUGAAAUCCAUGAUAGUUGGCCGAGCUAUGGCUGGUGCUGGGGGAAGUGGCAUGUACUUCGGUGUCUUGACCUAG